CCUCCUUGGUGCCUUAAUUAUAAAGAAAAAAACAGAGAAUAUGUAAGUGAAGAUUUCAGUGUCAGAAUUCAAACCUAUAGCAGCAAUCCACUUCUGUUCCAAAAUCUCCAUUUUCUAAACACAACAAAAAACUCAUCACCUCAAACAACAACAAUCUCAGUCUAAAACAAAAACAUGUUCGGUUUAAGAGACUUAGUUUUCAUAGCUCAAACCCCUUCAUCACUUCACCACCACCACCAACAACAAAACCAACCCAUUUCAUCAGAUCAUCCUCCUCAUCCUCCCAACCUUCCCUUACCUUCAUCCUCAGCUCUAAGCGUUGGUCUUGGAAUUUUCCCACUCCUAACCACCACUCACAUUGAUAAUAACAAUAACAAUAAUAAUAAUAAUCAAGACUCAAACUUUUGGAAUCUCAAGAUGUGUCAACCACAACAAGUGAUGAUGAUGAAUUCAAUCCCCAAAAGGGUUGAAGAAGAUGAUCAAAAGAUUCAGAAUCUGAUGAUGGGUUGCGAUGAAAACGGUGAGUUUAGGGUGUGUCAAGAUUGCGGAAACAGAGCUAAGAAAGAUUGCAGCUUUAAGAGAUGCAGGACUUGUUGUAAGAGUCGUGGGUUUGAUUGUAGUACUCACGUGAAGAGCACGUGGACUCCGGCUUCCAUGCGGCGAGACCGGAAUGGAGCGGUGGUGGUUGAAGGUGGUGGUGACAGUGAUGGCUCUUCCGGAAGUAAGAGGCAGAGGAUUUUGAUGGCAUCAUCAUCACAUGAUAAUGUUGCUGCUGCUACCUCUCAUAGUUCAAGCUCUAAUGCUGCUUCUAGAAGAAGCUUAAGCUUGGAUAUAACUAGCUCUUGUCACCAAGAUGUUGGAUUCAAGCAAUCAUUGCCAAGAUAUGUGACUGCACCAGCUGUAUUCAAGUGUCAUAGAGUUUCUGGAAUUGGGAGUGAUGAAGAUGAGAUUGCUUACUUGGCUACUGUGAGUAUUAAUGGGCAUGUGUUCAAAGGGUUUGUUUAUGAUCAAGGUGUUGUUGUGGAUGGAAAAGAUGAAACAAUGGGUUGUGUUUCGGAGUUGCAGCUUGGAAGUAAUGGAAGUGGAAAGAGUAGGGAGUGUUCUUCUGCAAUUCAUGUUCCAGCAACUAGUGCUUACCCUGCUUCUGCUUGUUGAGGUUUCUUUAAUGUAACAUGCAAUUUGUUUCAUGUGUUGUUGAUCUUUGGUUCUGUUAGGAUUAUGUUUGGGUGAAGAUUAGACGUUUCAUAUUCUUGUUAUGUAUUUGAAAUUUGAUUUUGUGGAGUUGUAUUGUCUAUGUAAUCUUGAUUCAACGGUUGAGAUUACUAAAAUUAGUGUUUGAACUUUGAAGUGUGUUUUGAUGGCAAAGGAGAGGAUGGAAAGAAUAAGCCAUUUUGCAUCACAAA
This is a messenger RNA of Vicia villosa (hairy vetch), 1403 nucleotides long. Its product is annotated as protein SHI RELATED SEQUENCE 6-like. Bases 175 to 1155 code for a protein of 326 amino acids. Gene Ontology annotation, biological process: positive regulation of DNA-templated transcription. The transcript is spliced from 2 exons. Lineage: Eukaryota; Viridiplantae; Streptophyta; Magnoliopsida; Fabales; Fabaceae. Gene Ontology annotation, molecular function: DNA binding; DNA-binding transcription factor activity. Gene Ontology annotation, cellular component: nucleus. The record is from RefSeq and is a predicted model, not a curated record.